Molecule: messenger RNA, 2142 nt
Organism: Cataglyphis hispanica
Lineage: Eukaryota; Metazoa; Arthropoda; Insecta; Hymenoptera; Formicidae
Exons: 5
Coding region: 128-577 (149 amino acids)
Source: RefSeq, a predicted model, not a curated record
ACGAAGCGAGGGAUCUUUUGAAGAUUGUAUUAAUCUCCAUAUCAGCGUGUUUUAGUAAAAAAAACCGCUUAUUUUCUUCAUUUGGCGUUAAAAUUUCUCUUCAGUGAUAUAAAAAAUACCGUUUAAGAUGAGAUAUUCAUUUAUGAUUAUCUGCGUCCUCGUGGUACUUAUGCUGGCAAGAUUUACUUAUGGACGUCCUGCGAUCGUCGAGAAUGGAUUGAACUUGAGCAUGUUAGAAUCACAUGCCUCAAAGUUGGAAGAUUUCUCGAUCUACGAACCAAGAGCAAUCUCAUCGCUCAAACAAGAAAGUUCGUCGUUCUCGGCUAAACCACGUCAAAAACGACUAUCGGAUCAGAGACGAGCCGAAUUGGAGACACUUAUAAGUUUGUCAAGAAUCACUGGCAAACGGUCGCUAAACAUGACGGAAGAAAAUGGGCCAAACAGAAAAGUGGAUCCAGUAAAAAUCGGUCGACGAAGGCGUUUUGCGGUGAACCAAAUUCCAAUUGAAUUAAUACCUGUCCGUCAUGUCGAAGAACUGAAACGCGAUGGGGAUCCUACGUAUUCUCUAGUUAGUUGAGUAAACCGCUGAUGGAACUGCUCGAAAGCGUGGGUUUUAUUACAAGGGAUGAGCCUGGCGCAUGCAAGGAAUAUUCUUUGAACAUUGCAUCGUUUCGACCGCCUAGUCAGUUGCGGAACAGCGGAAACAAAGAUUAUAAAUCAUAAAGCAACGUGAUCAUGAGAAGAAUACUAGUAUAAUUCCAUAGACUUAUUAGAUUUCAUUGUAAAUUAUUAUAACAAAUCCUCUCGAUAUUGACAAGUAUUUUUUUUUAAUUUAUUUGAAUUCUUAAAAAGGAAUGCAUAUAUUAUUCAUUAUCUAUUUAUUUUAGAUUAUUUAACAAAUAUUAAGUACUAUAAUAUAGUUAAAAACCAUUUGAUAAGAAAAAUUAUUAUUAAUUACAAUUAAGUCUUUACUUAAUAAAUCAACAAUUAUUUUAACUGAUAAUCAAAAAUUAAUUAAUUAUAAAUUUUAUUGUAAAAAUUAACAUAAAUAUCAAAACAAUACAACCAGAUUGGAAAUGGCACAAAUAAAAAUAUCAAAUUGCCAUAAUAAGAUCUUUAACUUUAUUUAUCAUACAUUUUUCUUCGCUAUUGACGUUCGCAAUGAGUAAGAAUAUAAUUUACAAAGAAACAGGAUAAAUUAACUAUUGCUACAACUCAAUCUUUCAGUUUGCAAAUCAUAGUUAUAUAAUUUUUAUAUCAACAAUGUAGAGAACUUAUUAUUAGUCAGCUCUUAUAGUUAUUCAGCUCGUUUUUUUACAUCUCGAACAAAUGUUACAUAUGCGAUUCACACAAUUCUUUGUUAUAUCCAUAAACGGAUUAAUGACAAUUUUUUAGAUUUAAUUCACACAUCCUAAGGUAAAAAUAGAAUUGACAUUUUAACAUAUAUAAAGCAGAAUUAUUCUUAACAAAUCACACAAUCAUUAUUACGUUAUAAUUUAUAAUAUUUCUAUAAUAUUUUUAAUCUUAACCCUUCUCACGAAAUAUAGCAAAUAUUAGAAUUUGACAAUUCCAUAUAUUUAUUAAGACACGUAGUUCUUGUAAUAUUGCAUUACAAUUUGCAAAAUUGCAAUAUUUGUUGAGAUAUAGUUAAGAAUCUUUAUAUGGGAACUAAAUACUGAAAGUCGAUUGCCUGUUAUAUCAAAGUUUUAUAAUAUUGGACUCAAAACAUGCGAGCUCCGUCUUUUCUCUGUUAAAUUAAAACUUAUUCUAAUAAUGUAUAUGUCUACAAAGCAUAUCAUAAUUAUAUUUUUGAAUAUCUUUGUUCCUAUACAAUAAUAUCAUUUUUUAUUAUAUUGAAUUCUUUCCAGUCAGCGUCUUUAUUGUUAUAGUAGCACAAAUCGAUGCAAAUCAAUUACGUCUUAUUUUCAUUUUCUUUUUAAUUUGUGUUAAUGGCUUUGUUAAUUUGACAUUAAAUUAAAAAAUAAAUAGAUAGAGAGGAGGGAAAAAUGGACUUAUAUAUCUGUUAGAUUAUCUGUACAAAUCUUUUUGUUUUAUAAAAUAAAAUAAUUGUUAUAUGUUUAGGGAGAAGAGUGAGAGAAAGAAAUAAUUAUGUAUAUACAAAAUGUACUUAUGUAGAGCUUA